Messenger RNA from Exophiala viscosa, 2070 nucleotides. RefSeq names its product arginine metabolism regulation protein II. The transcript has 3 exons. Gene Ontology annotation, cellular component: nucleus. Gene Ontology annotation, molecular function: DNA-binding transcription factor activity; transcription cis-regulatory region binding. Lineage: Eukaryota; Fungi; Ascomycota; Eurotiomycetes; Chaetothyriales; Herpotrichiellaceae. Bases 1 to 2070 code for a protein of 689 amino acids. The record is from RefSeq and is a predicted model, not a curated record. Gene Ontology annotation, biological process: positive regulation of transcription by RNA polymerase II.
AUGCCACCAAAAGCGAGACUCAUAAUCGUUCGGCCAGGCAGCAUCUGUACACUGGUGGAGCAGAGUCGAGCUUCUAUGAGCACAGCCCUGCGCUCAAAUUUGGCAGACAAACCGAUUGACGAGACUCUCGCGGAACUUGAUGCCAGAUCCAAAGUUGUCCCAUCAGCCUCCGUCGAUGGUAUGGCUGUCGGACCAUUCGGCGUUUUCAGUUUGGAGGAGGAGUGUCGCAAUCCUCAGCCUCACGGCGAGUCAACCCAGCUGGUGGCUGGUGCACCGUCUCCAGAAUGCCUCGAGCCGGAGGAAGCCUUGCCAUCAGUUGGGUCGCUUGACACCCUGAACGAUAUGCAUGACUUUCUCGACUGGCCAGAUCUCUUCGACCUUGAUUUCACGAGCGAUAUAUCGCUCCUUCAGGAUUUUGACGGCGGCUUUGAGGAAAUAAUUACACAACGACAGACUAUUGACUCGCAGAACCCCUCUGACCAGCAGCCCACCUCUGAUAUUGUGAUGCUAUCUCAGGGCAACGUGACCAACGCUUCUCUCGUCAAUGCUAGUGUGGCUCUCUUGCCUAUCGUAAAGAGAGCAACGCCAAAGGACCUGCGACCUGAACAGGCGGAGAUUCUUUUGAGACAUUUCAAGGACCACGUUAUUCUCCAUAUGCAACCCGCGCCUCUUCCGAAAAAGUCACCCUGGGAUAUCCACUUGGAUUCUGCCAUAGUCACAUUGGCCAGAUUAACCUAUAUGUCUUCACAAGCGAUAUCUCAUGCAGCUCUGGCUAACUUAUUGGCAUUGUUGGCGCUGUCAGCACGACACUUAUCUACUCAGCAAAUGGGAGAUGGUGACGCUCCUCAGUCACAUUGGCAAGAAUUUGCAACUAAGACGAUUGAUGAAGCGAAAGAGAAUUUACAAUCAUCGUUAAGGAACGAAAUCAGAGGACCAAAUGUAGCCAAGUACAAGGAACAACUGAUGGCAGUCCUUGCUAUGCUAGCUUUUGCGACUUUUUAUGACCGACAACAAGAUGCUCGGGCGUACAUGGUGGACGCCGAACGGCUUCUCCGCCUGCGCGGCCUAGCAAAGAGGAACAUAUCUCGCAAAGCGAGGCAACUGCACCACGUCUACACCUGGAUGCGGAUAAUAGAAGAAAGCACCUAUGUCUUACGCAACUUUCAGAAAGUAGGACCAAAUACAGCCAUUGGGACCAGUCGGCACUUCGCAAAAGAGCCUCGAAGAGAUCUGAAUAACGCCGGUCGAGGGGAUCCUCAAUAUCAACCAGGGCCCAAUCCUCGCUUGGACGAUUUCCUUCGAUUCGAGCCAGGUUCUUCUGACAACGACGUUGAAGACAUGACUCAGAAGGACCGUGAAGUGGGUCUGCACGACAUUCACCUUGAAGACACUCGGGAGUUCGCUGAAACAAUGUACCUGGACCUCUAUGGCAUUCCGGAAACCUGGUUGAGCCUUGUGUCUCAAACUACCCGACUGGCAAAUGUUAUGGAUAGCUUGAAUGUCAACAAGGACCGGAGAGACGUCGAAUUCAUAGAGCUUCUCGAAAGGCGAAAACAGCGCCUGGAAAAUAUGGUCUGCUCAUUCGCAGCUAUGGGCCCUCAGACCAUCGAGCAAUCGACUUCAAGCGGAAAUAUAGGGACAAUGGACGCCCCUCGACAUCAUAUGGUACGCGCUCUGAAUGCAGCACUUGUGAUCCUUUUCUACCGAAGGAUCAGAAAAGUUAAUGCGUGGAUAUUGCAAGAGCAUGUCGACAAUGUUAUACGUGCUUUGAAAGACUUUGAAAUGUCCUGCCAGAGAGCCAACAUUGAAGGACCCGGAUCCCCUUGGCCCGCCUUUCUAGCAGGCUGCGAGGCCCUGAAUCUGGCACAGCGAGAGUAUUUGUUGGGUUACCUCGACCGAGCCUCUGCUAUGACAGGUUUCGCUAGGCUGGAGACAGCGCGCAUAUGCAUGAUUGAAGUUUGGAGACGGCGUGAUGAGUCUACUGGAGGAAGUGCUAAGAGGAUACGAGAUCAAGUCUGGACAUGGGAACAUGUUUCGAAGGAAUGCUUCCUCCAUGUGCUUUUAUCCUGA